AUGUGUUGCGAAACACCAUCGACAAUUCUUCCUCACCCGCGCCUCCAUUCAUUUAUUUACUCAAACAGGCGUGAAUUUACACGUUCUUUCUCUCUAUCUCUCUUCGUCCCUCUAUCUCUUCCCUUCAAUCUGUCAUUCUCUCUCUCUCUCUCUCUCUCUCUCUAUCUAUCUAUCUAUCUAUCUAUCUAUCCUUCACACACUCUCUCUCUCUCUUUCUCUCCCCAUCAAUCUCUGAAUCUCCAAUCUUUCUCGUUGUCUGUCUCUCUUUCAGUUUCUCUCUUUCACUCCAUAAUUCUCUCUUUCUUUCAGUCUCUCUCUACUUCCAUUAAACCCUCUCUCGCCAGUUCCUUUCUAUCUCUCAUUCAAUCUUUCCUCCAUUCUCUUUCUUUCCUCCUCAUUUUUUAUCUCUUUCUUGCGAUUCUGCUCUUUUUUAACCACUCUUACUCUUUCUUUCUCUAUCACUUUCCCUUCUUCUUCUUCUUCUUCUUCUUCUUCUUCUUCUUCUUCUUCUUCUUCAUUUCAUUAACGUUCAAAGAAACACGAGGGUUUGCCUGUUGUAAAAAUGGCAUUCUUUUUUCUUUCUUUUUUACCUGGCUUUUAUUUGGACUUACAAGCGUAAUUGAUAUUGGCGGGAAAAUAUUCAACGCGCCACCACCAGACAAACGCUUUCUGAGGUUAUGGUUUCCUCUUCUUACGUAA
This is a messenger RNA of Acanthosepion pharaonis, 699 nucleotides long. Lineage: Eukaryota; Metazoa; Mollusca; Cephalopoda; Sepiida; Sepiidae. The record is from the annotation of a GenBank genome assembly.